Dryobates pubescens (Downy woodpecker) is the source of this 4884-nucleotide messenger RNA. RefSeq names its product cramped chromatin regulator homolog 1 (gene CRAMP1). Gene Ontology annotation, molecular function: chromatin binding. NCBI's taxonomy places the organism in Eukaryota, Metazoa, Chordata, Aves, Piciformes, Picidae. Bases 426 to 4403 code for a protein of 1325 amino acids. The transcript is spliced from 21 exons. The record is from RefSeq and is a predicted model, not a curated record. Gene Ontology annotation, cellular component: nucleus. Gene Ontology annotation, biological process: pattern specification process.
CAGGGUGACGAGGAAGCGGAACCACCGCAGCUAGGACCCCAUUGCGGCCCGCUCUGCGGCCGAGCGCGGUGGUGGGGCGACGGCGAAUCGUGGCCGAGCCCGGGGUGUCAGGGAACCGCGGCUCCGGCCGGGGUCGUUGAGGCCCAACGGGGAGCCGGCGGUGCCAGGGCCGCGGUCGCGAUUUCGGCGGAGUCCAGGAAAGAGAGGUCGCUUCCACGGCCGGGGAGCGGGGCUUUCGCCGCCAGCAAAGCUGGGAGGGCCGCUGAGGUCCGUAGUGGUCGUAGGACGUGUCGGCCUCCGCCCGAGCUGGCGGGCGUGGGGCGCAGUCUGGGGACGCCUGGGGCUGCGGGUACCGGAGGACCCGAGGCAGCCGCCGGCGGGAGAGCUGGAGCGCGGAAGCUGCACGGCGGCAUUGAUGCGGCAGGAUGACAGUGAAACUGGGAGAGAGCAGCGGGGAGGAAGGGGUGAAAAAGCUGGGCAAGAGAGCAGGAGGAGAUGAGGAGUCCCUGGAAGAAGAAGGGGCAGGAGGAGGAGGAGAGGCAGCUCCAGGCAGCAGCAACACAAAGAAAGAAGAGAAGAUUAUUAACAACAACACUAACAGCAGCCCCCCACCAAACCCCAGCUUAUCACAGGCCCCGGCCUCCCUUCAGCCCUCCCACAGCCAGGACCAGCAUCAUUUUCUCAGGUCCAGCGUCAGACCUCAGAGCAAGAGGCUGAAGAAGGAUUCCCAGGCAUCCUCUUCAGUUGGCAGCAGCACUGCUGCAAAAGGCAAAGCAGCAGAUAAUGGAGGGACUACAACUGGUGGCACAUCAGGAAUUCCUCCCAGUAAUCCUACAGGGAAUUCCAAGUCAGCAGCAAGGAACCUGGGCUCUGCAGCUGGAGAGAAGGAAGAAGGAAAGAAGGUCAGACGGCAGUGGGAAUCGUGGAGCACGGAGGAUAAAAAUACUUUCUUCGAGGGACUGUAUGAGCAUGGGAAGGACUUUGAAGCUAUCCAGAACAACAUUGCCCUGAAAUACAAGAAGAAAGGCAAACCAGCAAGCAUGGUGAAGAACAAGGAACAGGUUCGCCAUUUCUACUACCGCACCUGGCACAAGAUCUCAAAGUACAUUGACUUUGAUAACGUUUUUUCUCAAGGGCUGAAAAAAUCCUCCCUGGAGCUCUAUGGCUUAAUCUGCUACGGGGAACUAAGGAAAAAGAUUGGGGGAUGUAUGGAUGACAAGAAUGCAGCUAAACUCAACGAGCUCAUUCAAGCUGGGGCUACGACUGUUCGGUACAAAGGCAGAAACCUUCGUAUCAAAGCUCCAAUGUGCAGGGCCUUGAAGAAGCUCUGUGAUCCAGAUGGUGUUAGUGAUGAAGAAGACCAGAAGCCAGUACGUCUUCCUCUCAAGGUCCCUGUGGAGCUGCAGCCACGAAAUAAUCACGCGUGGGCUCGAGUUCAGAGUCUUGCCCAGAAUCCACGGCUCAGGAUGAUUGUGGAGUUACACCGUAAGGUCUCCAGCCUCAUUGAGUUCCUGAAGCAGAAAUGGGCUCUCCAUGAAGUGCGUAUGCGUAAAACACUAGAGGAACGGCAGCUUCAAGACUCCAGAGAUUCAGAAACACGAGGCAGCUUCUCGGAGGAGAAGGCAAUGCUCCAUCUCUUCCCAGGAGAGAAUUGCACUCUCACUCCACUGCCUGGGGUAGCCAGAGUGGUCCACUCCAAGGCUUUCUGUACAGUGCAUUGGCAGGAAACUGGCAAAUGCAAACAAAACACGAAGGACUCUCACUUACUACCCCCUGCACAAAUCCUGGGCAUACAGAGUGGUCAGGGGACAGCGAGGGGACAGCUAAAGUAUGCACGGGGAACAGAAGGUAAGGGUGUUGGAAGGGCAGAGAGUACAAUGGAGUCAAGCAAACCCUCUCAGCCCACAGCUGAAGUUUCUGCAGGCACUGAAGAUGGCACCCCAGAGCCCAGCCUGGUGGAAGGAACAGCUUCACAUCUUGGCAUCACUAAUUCUCUCCAAAAACUGUCUUCUGGACUUCAGGAUCCAGGAGGUAACCAUGAAAAGCUGAGCUCAGUGGCCUUCUGUGUGGAGGGCAGGGAGGGCCAGGCUAGUGACCAAGCAGCUGUGCUCCCAUCGUGCAGCACAGCUUGCGGUUGCAGUAAGAUCCCUGAUGUGGAGGAGCUCUCUCUGCUCGAUCCCUUCCCGCGGUACAUGAAGUCCUGUCAGGACCUGAUUGUCCCAGAGAAAUGUUCUUGCACGGACAAACUGCACGGGAAGGACUCUGCUUCAGCAGCUGGUGAUACUUCUCCUGUGGCUUUUCCAAGUGGGAGAAGCGCAGAGACAUCUGACUCCUCUUCACAGCUACUGAGAAGUGGCAUGGCUUCACCUGUCAGUGGCCCAUCCAGAUGUGAAACUCAGGGUAGCCACGGCCAGAACCAGCAGCUUGAUGCUUGUACCAAGGAUAUAACAGAUGCAGUAAUGGAGGAUUCUCAAGAGAAGCUGGGCUCCUCGUUUCCACCUCCACCUCAGGGACAAUCUAGUACAAAGUCUCUCAAGGAUGACCCAAACCGGCUCUCUCAGCAGGUUAGAGAAGAAGGAUGGAGUCUACGAACUUCUGAGAGCCUUACCCUGGCUGAAGUCUACCUCAUGAUGGGCAAACCGAACAAGUUGCAGCUGGAAUAUGACUGGUUGGCUGUCUUGGAGCCAGAAACCCAGGAUGCUAGGGAGCAGACACCUGAGUCAAGUGCUGUUCCUGCAUGUACCACCUUUCACAAGCAGAAACUCUUAAACUGCCUUUUAAAACUCAUCUCUACUGAAGUCAAUCCCAAACCAACACCAGAGAUGAGCUCUGUUGCCACGUCGCCUAUAAAGCCUGCUCAAGAGGAGCAGUCCCUGACUCCUCCAGGAAAGGUGAUUGCCAUCAGCACCAGGAGUCCAGGCUGUGCAAGAAAUCAGGCUGCCCUUCGCAACAAGGCUUUUUCUCCUGGUGCUGCCUCCAGCUCCUCAGGUUUGAGAAACCUCCCUAGACCUCUCUUGGUGGCUGGUCCUUCAAAUUCUGGAAGCACUGAUGCUGAUGGUGGACUCUUUGCAGUUCCUACAACUCUGCCACCCAACAGCCGCCAUGGGAAACUGUUCCUGCCUAGCAAAGAAGCAGAGCUGACCUUCCGGCAGCACCUGGACACAAUCAGUAUGCAGUCGGACUUCUUCUUGCCAAAGCCAAGGAAGCUACGGAACAGGCACUUGAGGAAGCCCUUAGUAGUACAGAGAACACUGCUCCCCAGGCCUUCUGGAAAUCCGUCCCAGCACGUCUGUUCCUUUUCUAUCUUAUCCAACUCAUCCAUUACAGGGAGAGGCUCCUUUCGGCCAAUCCAGUCCUCACUGACUAAAGCUGCUGUUUCUCGUCCAAUUGUGCCCAAAGUUCUUCCAACACAGGCUACCAACCAUCUGUCUAGUGCUAUUGACUUGGCAGCUAAAAGUGCUGGUAUUAUCCCUGGUAGCCCUGUGCCAGUCCUGGAUGCAGAUGGUUUGUCAGGUGUGUCUCCAUUGUCACCAGACAGAGUGACCACGGUGGUGACAGGGCAGGAGGCAACGGCAGCGCAUCAGAAUGGAGGCUCCAUCAGCACUGUAGAGGGCUCGAGCCAGGGGUGUCGGGUGCCAUUCAUCAGCCUACCAACACGACCUGAGCAGGAGCCAGUUCCUGAUGGCUUCCAGGGCACAUCAGUCCUUUCUCUCUCAGAGCUGUCCAAGACUCCCCUCCAGAAUGGUCUUUCCACUCCUCCGCUUCCCUCAUCGGAGGCUUCCAGCACCCGGCUCUCUCCUCCCAACGUUUCUGCUCUCUUGGAUAUUUCUCUGCCUGGCCCACCUGAAGAUGUGCUUUCUCAAGGAGAGCCUGCCACUCAAAUCAGUGAUUCCAUCAUUGAAAUAGCCAUCAGCUCUGGUCAAUACAGUGAAGGUGUUUCUCUCUCUCCUGCAAAGCUGAAUGGCAGUGACAGCUCCAAAAGUCUUCCGUCCCCAUCCAGUAGUCCUCAACAGAACUGGAUUGCCUCUCCCAGCCACGAUCCCCAGUGGUACCCCAAUGACUCCACAGACUCGUCUCUCAGCAGCUUGUUUUCAAGUUUCAUCUCCCCCGAGAAGGGACGAAAAAUGUUGCCAACUCCUGUUGGGACUGCCAGCGGCACCUCCUUGCUGGGACCCAGCCUGCUGGACGGGAACUCGCGGGACUCUUUCGUGUCACGCUCUCUGGCAGACGUAGCAGAGGUGGUGGAUUCCCAGCUGGCAUGCAUGAUGAACGAGAACAGCAUCGAUUACAUAGCACGUUUCAAUGACCUUGCCCAGGAACUGUCAAUACCUGAGCCAACCCGCAGGGAAAUUCUCUUUGAUGGAGGAGCUGGUGGUCCCCCAGUUGGGGAUCUCUCACAGUGAGUGUAUGAGACCAGCAGGCUGGAGUAGACCGUUCAGCUGAAGUUGGAGCUUGCAGUGCUGGCUCGUGGCAAGGGCAAGUAGUAGAGAAGCAGCUGAGGCUCAGUUGUCUCUGUCUUCUGUGCUUCUUUCUAAAGGUGAAGCAUUGUCUUCAAAGGUCUGAAGAAGUACUUGCCAGUCCUGGAAUGUGCAAUAUACUGGGAACAAGAAAACAGGGAAUGGUGUUAGAGGAAAUGGUGUGUUCCCUGCAUCAGUGAUGUCAGAUGGCAAGUUUAUGGGAUGGUCCUGGACUUGUUCUUGGGAGUGGCCUAAGCAAAAAGCUCAAGCAGGAAAGGUUAUUGCCAGAAGCUCCCUUACAUGAAUUACUUUUUUGUGUAGUAAUCAAAAUGCCACGAGUUGGGAUCCACAUUGGAGUUGUGAAGGGUGGGGGUGGGUAUGGGAACUGUUUUGCAUCUUGAUUUGUCCUAGUUGGCACUCUCUUAGU